This is a messenger RNA of Tupaia belangeri chinensis (Chinese tree shrew), 2325 nucleotides long. RefSeq names its product zDHHC palmitoyltransferase 14 (gene ZDHHC14). The transcript is spliced from 9 exons. The coding region runs from base 1 to 1470 and encodes 489 amino acids. The record is from RefSeq and is a predicted model, not a curated record. Gene Ontology annotation, biological process: peptidyl-L-cysteine S-palmitoylation; protein targeting to membrane. Lineage: Eukaryota; Metazoa; Chordata; Mammalia; Scandentia; Tupaiidae. Gene Ontology annotation, cellular component: Golgi apparatus; endoplasmic reticulum. Gene Ontology annotation, molecular function: protein-cysteine S-palmitoyltransferase activity.
AUGCCUCCCGGCGGCGGCGGGCCCAUGAAAGACUGCGAGUACAGUCAGAUCAGCACCCACAGCUCCUCCCCCAUGGAGUCGCCCCACAAGAAGAAGAAAAUCGCGGCCCGGAGGAAAUGGGAGGUGUUCCCGGGAAGAAACAAGUUCUUUUGCAACGGCAGGAUCAUGAUGGCCCGGCAGACGGGCGUCUUCUACCUGACUCUCAUCCUCAUCCUGGUCACUAGCGGACUCUUCUUCGCCUUCGACUGUCCAUAUCUAGCAGUGAGAAUCACCCCCGCUAUCCCCGUGGUUGGUGGCAUCCUGUUCUUCUUCGUCAUGGGGACCCUGCUUCGCACCAGCUUCAGCGACCCUGGAGUCCUGCCGCGAGCCACACCUGAUGAAGCCGCCGACCUGGAAAGGCAAAUAGAUAUCGCCAACGGCACCAGUUCAGGGGGGUACCGCCCGCCUCCCAGAACCAAAGAAGUCAUCAUCAAUGGCCAGACAGUGAAACUUAAAUAUUGUUUCACCUGCAAGAUUUUCCGGCCCCCGCGAGCCUCUCACUGCAGCCUGUGUGAUAACUGCGUAGAACGGUUUGAUCACCACUGUCCCUGGGUAGGCAACUGUGUGGGGAAAAGAAACUACAGAUUUUUUUAUAUGUUUAUUUUAUCUCUGUCUUUUCUGACAGUCUUUAUAUUUGCAUUCGUUAUCGCCCACGUCAUUCUUCGUUCACAACAAACGGGAUUUCUAAACGCCCUGAAGGACAGUCCUGCAAGUGUGCUGGAGGCCGUGGUGUGCUUCUUCUCCGUCUGGUCCAUCGUGGGCCUCUCGGGCUUCCACACGUACCUGAUCAGCUCCAACCAGACCACCAACGAAGACAUUAAAGGAUCUUGGUCAAAUAAAAGAGGUAAAGAAAAUUACAACCCCUACAGCUACGGAAAUAUCUUCACAAAUUGCUGUGUGGCCCUGUGUGGGCCCCUCUCCCCCAGCCUGAUUGACAGAAGAGGGUACAUCCAGCCCGACACGCCGCAGCCAGCAGCGCCCUCCAGCGGGAUCACCAUGUACGGGGCCACGCAAUCACAGAGCGACAUGUGCGACCAAGACCAGUGCAUUCAGAGCACCAAAUUCGUUUUGCAGGCCGCAGCCACACCCCUGCUGCAGAGCGAGCCCAGCCUCACCAGCGACGAGCUGCACCUGUCCGGGAAGCCUGGCCUGGGCACACCCUGCACCAGCCUGACGCUGGGCCAGCCCACACCGCCUUCCUCCAUGCCCAACCUUGCCACUGAGGCCACACUCGCGGACAUAAUGCCUCUGAAAGAGGAGCACGUGGGCCACCAGUUCCUGACCCCUGAUGAGGCGCCCUCACCACCCCGGCUUCUGGCAGCAGGCAGCCCCCUGGCCCACAGCCGCACCAUGCACGUCCUGGGCCUGGCCAGCCAGGACUCUCUGCACGAGGACUCCGUGCGUGGCCUGGUGAAGCUCAGCUCCGUGUGACCGCGCGGCCGGGCUCUGGGGACUGCAGGGACUCACUCACAGGCAGUGGGGGUAAGCCGUGGGGCACCCACAGCAACUUCCUGCCAGCUCAAGGCCGUGGCAGAAGUGGCAGCCCUGGGCCUGGGAUGCAGAGGCCAUUCACGAUGACAGGGGGCGGGCAGGACCCAGAUGUUUACUUGGUUUUAUUUACAUUUCCUUCCCCACCUGGAACGCUUUGAUGAAAAUGAAAGUAGAGACGUACCUGUUCUCGGCAUUUAGAAUCUGAAGGGUGGGCCUGGGGAGGGAGGGCCUCCGGGGUGGAAUCGAAUCUGGGGAAAAAGGCACUGUCUGUCGCCGUUCUGUGAGGGACACAGAAGGCUUCUGAUGCUUGGGGCCAGACUGAAACUGCACUUAAGUGUUAUGCUACUAGUAUUCGAAAUAGACAUGCCACUCCAUUGUUUAUUUAAAGCAAAAACACAAACAAAAAGUCUAAAGGGAAAAAACCGACCGGAUGUGGAUUUGCAUGCCACGCUGCAGUCUGUGUAACCGUGGUCUUGGUAUUCCAAAGGAAGGGCUGCCUUCUCUCUCGUUUUCUUUCUUUCUUUUUUAAUCCUGUGAAUUCUCAAGUGCUGUUGUGUUGGAAGACAGUGCACAAGCCAAGACUAAUGGACAAUGUCAUCCUUGGUGAGCUGGCUCAGCCUAGUUGUGACAGGUGGCACCGGGGCUGUGGAGGGCUGCUGGGGCCGAUCGCACCCGGGACAUUGCACCUGUGUAGCAGUCAGCGACGUGGUGUUACACAGCCCUGCCACCGUCAUCGCCUCCCUGUGUGCACCUUCCUGUGGACAGCCAAUAAAUGACGUCCUCUGUUGUCUCGGA